Molecule: messenger RNA, 670 nt
Organism: Saprolegnia parasitica CBS 223.65
Lineage: Eukaryota; Oomycota; Saprolegniomycetes; Saprolegniales; Saprolegniaceae
Exons: 1
Coding region: 65-670 (201 amino acids)
Source: RefSeq, a predicted model, not a curated record
CCGAAACAAAGUGCUCCAACUAGGCUUCUCAAUACUGGUUACGGCAAUCCCACCACGAAGCGCCAUGGCCGAGCCAGCGGCGAAGCGGGCCGCCGAGUCGCCUGUCGCGUGGUACGACACACCUGUCGUCGUGCUCGUCCUGCAGUGUAUACCAGCGUUCACUGACGUCGCUUCGAUGCUCGAGGCGCUGCCGCCAAGUACCCGCACCAGGUCGGGCGCGGCGCUCCUAGCGCUGCAUCGCCAGCAUGGCAUUCCGGGUGGCCACCUCUGGCCGGUGCUUGAGCUCGACCAGAUCCCACACGCGCUUAUGGACCUCGCCGUGUCCGCGCUGCCAAUGGUGCCCACGCUACGCGUCUCAAGAGCGCAAGGUAACGAUAUCGUUGGCUCGGUCCAUGUGUCCUUGGCAGCCUCGGACCUCGUCCGUUCGCUCGUACUACGCUCCGACCACAUCUGCUCGCUGGCUACCUUUCUCGAGCGCUACGGACAUGCGGUCGUGCGCAUCACCUUGCACGUACGCGGCGACGCGGCGACUGGAGCGGUGGCCUCGGCUCUGCAGCACUGCACCGGACCACAUCAGAUGUCGCUCCACUUGUCGGUCGACGCCGCCGCAAGCAUGACGCCACUGCUUGCGGCCGUUGCAACGCAUGCGCUUGGCGCCUUGUCGCUUUGA